CCACUUGCAGCCACUGAUAUUCCAGAUUUGCGCGUGAGACAUCGCUCGACGAACAACCCAUCUGCCCAGUGUGUUCGAUUAUUUAUCGAUAUUAUUGAUUCUGUAAAUAUUUAAGUUGACUGUGUAAAACACGAGCGAAGUACAAUAAUGGCGAGACAUGUAGUCUGCUGUUUUCUCCUUGGAGUGGCUAUGCAAGCCCUCAUUGUGUCUGCAGGGCGCCCGGAUUUCAUUACCGACGACAUGAUGGCAAUGGUUGCGGAUGAUAAGGCGCGAUGCAUGGGGGAACAUGGAACCACCGAAACUCUCAUCGAUGAAGUGAAUAAUGGCGCUUUGCCAAAUGAUCGAGCUUUGACCUGCUACAUGGACUGUCUCUUCGCAGCUUUCGGUGUCAUUGACGAGGGAGAGCUUGAAGUAGACAUGUUGGUUGGAUUCCUCCCGGAUCACAUGCAGGAUCAAGCGCGAGAACUUCUGGAGGCUUGUGCGAAACAGCCUGGAGCAGAUCCGUGUGACAAAGUCUUCAACAUUGCUAAAUGCGUACAGGCGAAACGACCAGAUCUGUGGUUCAUGAUCUGAGCUGGACAAGACGUAGAAUCAAGAAGGCUGGGCGAGUUUGCAGAUGAGAGAGUGUAGUCAAUUAAUUGAAAGUGGACAUGUUAACACUCGGAGGAUCGCAAGAUCGGGGUGCAAGAGUACAUAAAGAAAAAGAGACACUUCAACCAGGAAUUAUCGACAGUCAACGACCUCCAAUUCCUUCAAACUCAGAGACAGCCAACCCAUCGUUGAAGAUUGUAAUGUGUGUGCAUGUCCUUCGAUGCAUGAAUGCGUGAUACCGGUGACAGGCAACGAAAAUUUAUUAGAACAAUCAUUAAGGUGAUCUGUUCAAGGCUUAACAUACUUAAUCAAUGAUGAAACAAUGGAUAGUAUUAUUGCAAUAAAAUACAAAUUUAUGCAGACGAACUUUA
Diachasma alloeum is the source of this 962-nucleotide messenger RNA. RefSeq names its product general odorant-binding protein 69a (gene Obp1). Gene Ontology annotation, cellular component: extracellular region. Gene Ontology annotation, molecular function: odorant binding; dibutyl phthalate binding. Bases 148 to 573 code for a protein of 141 amino acids. The transcript has 6 exons. NCBI's taxonomy places the organism in Eukaryota, Metazoa, Arthropoda, Insecta, Hymenoptera, Braconidae. The record is from RefSeq and is a predicted model, not a curated record. Gene Ontology annotation, biological process: sensory perception of smell; olfactory behavior.